GCUCAGCCUGCUACGUACCUGCCUCGUUCACGUGCACGUCAUUUACGUAACCCCAGACUGAUAACCGCAAGUUCGAUGGUGAUAAGGUUUCGCUCUUGGUCGAACGUUGAAGUCUCCGCAGUUUCGCGCCUUAACCGGCAUCCAUAUCUCCUCGAAUUUACACUGCAACUUCGCUAAAUGACCGUACGCGACAGUAUAAGUGAUCAUCCCAUAAAUAAUUCCCUUUGACAGUGCGAAAUCUUGUAUUUCCCAAGACGCUGGACCUUUAAAACCUCGACCUGUGCAUAAAAGUGAACCACUAUUACAUGAGCUGAAAUAUCAUCUUGGAGGCGUGGUGUUGUUGAACCUGUGAACUUGUUAACGGAUCAUAUCCAGAUAAACAGACUCUUGUAGUGUGUCUUACCGAGACUCGUUCAGGUCUUGACAUAAGUGCUUCAAUUAGAAGGUGUUUCGUUCCUUGUCGAGAGUACAAAAAGGAUUAUUGACUGAUGUGGUUUGAAACUGUCGCAAUCGAUUUCUGUGCCUUGUAUUGUGCCGGAGAGAUUUCGGUCCAGAUGAGAUUCCAAGAGUGCCCAAAGUAGCUCUUCUGUGAAAUCAGAUAAAGGUCCCCCAUUUGGAACUCCCAUGAGUUUGGUGGAAACGGGCCUUCCUUGGCUCAGAUACCUCCCGCCUCUACCGAUCACCCUACCCCUGACAAUGAGAGAAAAAGAUUCAUCGCCGCGCAAGAUGCUGGUUGCCUCCGGAGGCCACAGCUCCCCAAAGCAAGCAGCCACCUACCCUCUAUCCGUCAGAGUUCCUCCAGGCGACGAUAUGCCCUUCGACCUCUCCAGAAACACCAGAUCUCCAGGACCUCACAUGUCCCCUGCCGGCAGACCGCCACCAGGUCCGCAAGAGAACGAAGAACAACCCCUGGACCUCCGGAUGGACCACAAGAAAUCCCUGCUGAUGUCCAGGAGGCAGGUGGAGGACGAGAACAGAAAUCUGAUAUCGCCCACACCUAGCGAGAACAGCAUGAAAGAUGAAAUCGUUGUGGAAGACAGGAAGAGUCCAGUUCCCAACAAUUUACCCAAACAGUUCUCCCCACAGAUGUCUGGGUAUCCAGCGAUGCUGUUUCCUCCCCAGCCCAUUCAUCCCAUGAUGUUGGAGGCUAUUUAUCGGGUACAGGGUGGUGAGAAACUACCCCGCCUAUCACUGCCGUAUUCUAAUUCGUCCCCAGGGUACCCACAGAGGUUUCCAUUUCUAAGUCCAAACAUGUUGAGUCCUCCUGUGAACCAAGUUCCUUUCGAUCUGAUGAGAAACGCCCCGCAACCACAAACUCCUAAAGUGUUCGAUACCAAUGGUGGUAAGCUCAAAGACAGAUACGCUUGUAAGUUCUGCGGUAAGGUGUUUCCAAGAUCGGCCAAUCUCACUAGACAUUUAAGAACCCACACUGGAGAACAGCCUUAUAAAUGUAGAUAUUGUGAGAGGUCAUUCAGCAUAUCCAGCAAUCUCCAAAGACAUGUUAGGAAUAUCCACAAUAAAGAAAAACCUUUCAAAUGUCCCCUGUGCGAGAGAUGCUUCGGACAACAGACGAACUUAGAUAGACACCUGAAGAAACACGAAGCUGAUGGUCCAACCAUCCUAGACGAACGUAAUAUGCAGAGGAGGCAGUUGAAUAGGAACCUAAGCGAGGAAUCUUGCUUCGAAGAGAUAAGAUCCUUCAUGGGAAAAGUGACGGAUGGUAGGUUGCUCCAACAUUUUCAACCAAACACCAAGUUGCCCAAUUUCCCACUCAACCAAUCACCAAAAGUCUUCAAUGUUGCUGCCAAUGGGUUUGAAGAAAACGCAACAUCGCCCGAUGAGACCAAAAGAGAUUCAUCGUAUUUCUCCGAUAAGGACAACUUCUCCUCCAGCUCUUCCACGGGAUCAGAGUCUCCUUGUGCGAAAGAGGAGGAACAGACUGUGAAAAGUGACGAUCGGAGUAGUGAAGAAAAGGAUGAGAACUGCAAUGAUAAGAACAACAAUACAUGAUGCAAGUGAUCUGAAUUGUGCCGUUUCUAGUGAGUUCCAUCUAAAGCUCAGUCGGUGGAUUUUAUAAUAUUUAUUUUUCUUCAUAUUGAAAGAUAGAUACUGAUGAUGAGCAUUGACAUUUAAAUGUUGUUCAAGACAUAGUCCUUCCUUUUAACCCAGAUUACAGUGAGUUAUGCU
This is a messenger RNA of Coccinella septempunctata (seven-spotted ladybird), 2187 nucleotides long. RefSeq names its product histone-lysine N-methyltransferase PRDM16-like. The coding region runs from base 625 to 2010 and encodes 461 amino acids. NCBI's taxonomy places the organism in Eukaryota, Metazoa, Arthropoda, Insecta, Coleoptera, Coccinellidae. Gene Ontology annotation, molecular function: RNA polymerase II cis-regulatory region sequence-specific DNA binding; DNA-binding transcription factor activity, RNA polymerase II-specific. Gene Ontology annotation, biological process: regulation of transcription by RNA polymerase II. The record is from RefSeq and is a predicted model, not a curated record. The transcript has 2 exons.